CGUCCCCUCUUCUCGCCAUUGUCGCCCCACAAGGCUCACGUCACUUCUGGGAGGGGGCAUCUUCCCCUACUCAGCGCGUACUUCCGCCCGCUCCUUCACUUAGUCCUUUAACACGAGUGAAGCCACUUCCGGCUUUCUCUGGUGCCUUCCGCAGUUCUCUUCCGGGUGGUGGCGGGCGGGUGCCCGGAUGUAGCCCUGGCGAAAGCCUCUCUCCCUAUUCCCCCCCGCCUUUCCUGGAUUCUUAGCUUGGGGAAGGCCCCUCUGUCCAGUCAUGCCAAAGAGGAAAGUGACCUUCCAAGGCGUGGGAGAUGAGGAUGAUGAGGGUGAAAUCAGUGUCCCCAAGAAAAAGUUGGUGGACCCUGUGGCUGGGACAGGGGGUCCUGGGAGCCGCUUCAAAGGCAAACACUCUUUGGACAGCGAUGAGGAGGAUGAUGAUGAAGGGUCCAGCAAAUAUGACAUCCUCGCCUCAGAGGAUGUAGAAGGUCAGGAAGCAGCCACGCUCCCCAGUGAGGGAGGUGUGCGGAUCACACCCUUCAACCUGCAGGAGGAGAUGGAGGAAGGCCACUUCGAUGCCGAUGGCAACUAUUUCCUGAACCGAGAUGCUCAGAUCCGAGACAGCUGGCUGGACAACAUUGACUGGGUAAAGAUCAGGGAGCGGCCACCCGAUCAGCGGCCACCGUCAGACUCAGAGGACGAGGACAGCUUGGGCCAGACACCAAUGAGCGCCCAAGCCCUCCUGGAGGGCCUUCUGGAGCUCAUGUUGCCAAGAGAGACAGUGGCUGGGGCACUGAGACGCCUGGGAGCCCGAGGAGGAGGCAAAGGGGGCAGCAAGGGACCUGGGCGGCCCAGUUCCCCCCAGCGUCUAGACCGGCUCUCUGGGUUGGCUGACCAGAUGGUGGCCCGGGGCAACCUUGGAGUGUAUCAGGAGACAAGGGAACGUUUGGCCAUGCGGCUGAAGGGGUUGGGGUGCCAGACCCAGGGACCCCGUGACCCCACACCCCCACCCUCCCUGGACAUGUUUGCUGAGGAAGUGGCGGAGGGGGAGCUGGAGACCCCAACCCCUGCUCAGAAAGGGGAAGCAGAGUUGCCUGGAGAUGGUCUGGCAGAUGUGAUGUGGGAAUAUAAAUGGGAGAACACAGGAGACGCUGAGCUGUAUGGGCCCUUCUCCAGCACCCAGAUGCAGCUCUGUUCUCUGUUCCUUCAGACCUGGGUGAAUGAAGGCUACUUCCCGGAUGGUGUUUAUUGCCGGAAGCUGGACCCCCCUGGUGGACAGUUCUACAACUCCAAACGGAUUGACUUUGACCUCUACACCUGAGCCUCCUGAGGGCCGAGUUUGGUGGCCCCUUCUUUCCUGGACUCUUUGGAGGAGGCCUCGGCUCCCUUAGGCAGUGAGAAUAUUGGGGGCCGCUUUUCAGUCAAUUUCCUUUUCCCAAUAAAAGUCUUUAGUUGUGUAUCAGGGCCUUGGCUGUGCUGAUGGCCAGAAGCCAGGGACCUUUUCCACACCCCUUUGGACUUGUUUCGGCCCUUGAGUGUUUCCUCUCAUAAAGUUCCUCCUUGGGAGUGUCUCUCUA
Messenger RNA from Hippopotamus amphibius kiboko, 1571 nucleotides. It is a transcript of the gene CD2BP2, whose product is annotated as CD2 cytoplasmic tail binding protein 2. The coding region runs from base 272 to 1315 and encodes 347 amino acids. Gene Ontology annotation, molecular function: protein binding. The transcript has 7 exons. Gene Ontology annotation, cellular component: U5 snRNP. The record is from RefSeq and is a predicted model, not a curated record. NCBI's taxonomy places the organism in Eukaryota, Metazoa, Chordata, Mammalia, Artiodactyla, Hippopotamidae.